Messenger RNA from Ambispora leptoticha, 888 nucleotides. The record is from the annotation of a GenBank genome assembly. NCBI's taxonomy places the organism in Eukaryota, Fungi, Glomeromycota, Glomeromycetes, Archaeosporales, Ambisporaceae.
AUGGAUGGUAUACUCUUAAUCGACAAACCAUCAGGAAUUACCUCGCAUAAAGUCAUUGAAAUUAUUCGAAAGAAAUUAAGUAUAAAAAAAGUUGGACAUGCUGGAACACUGGACCCCUUGGCUACCGGCUUAUUGGUGAUUAUGGUGGGUAAAGCCACCAAAUUAAGCAAUCAAUUAAUUAGUCAGUUCAAAACUUAUGAAGUGGAAAUGAAAUUAUUUUUGGAAACUGAUACUGGUGAUAUAACCGGGAAAAUAAUCAAGGAUGAAAAUCCGCAAGCAUUUACCAAAAAACAGAUUCAAGAGGGGAGAAAGUUAUAUCAAUAUGCUAGAAAAGGUAUCCUGGUAGAAGCACCACCGCGAUUAGUAAAAAUAGAGAAAAUAAAACUAUCAAAUUAUUUGCCUGGUGAAGAAAAGAUAAAUUUUUUAGUAGAGUGUAGCAAAGGCACUUAUAUUCGUAGUUUAGCAAAGGACAUCGCCGAAAAAAUGGGAACAAUAGCCACUGUCAGCCAAUUAAGGAGAAUUAGUUCGGGAAAAUUUCAUGUUAAUCAAGCCCUAAAAUUAGAAGAGCAUCUUCUAAAAUUCCAAUUAGCCGUUAUGACUAAUGAUUCAGAUUUUACCGGUUCAAUCGCCAAAGUAGUUGGAGAACAAGGUGAAGAAGAGGAUUUACAAAUUGAUAUUUAUGGAGAAACUGCCGAAAAUAUUUAUUUUAUUGAGUUCAUCGGCAAACCAGCAUUCAAGAAAAUUUUUCUUCAUAGCAAAGCAAUUACCUAUCUCAUUAGUUUUCCCACUGGUGAAUUGGCCAAUGAUGCCAAAGUCUUUUUAGAAAAGGAAGAACUUAUGGAAUUAGUAACAACUCAUCAUGACAAGGUUCAUGGGAAAACAUGGGAA